AUGCCACACGCAUCAAGCCCGACCCCCGAGGCUCCGUUGUAUGUGAAUGACGGCCGCUUGCUACCUGAGCAGACCGGCUACUUGCGACCUUCAUCACCGGACGAGCCACUUGAAGUGUUGCGUGAUCGUUAUCAUAAUGACGGAUAUCUAUUCCUGAAAGGGCUGAUUCCAAGGAACGAUGUUAUCAAAGCCCGAGAGGCAUACUUUGAACUUCUAUCUCCUAGUGGAGUCCUUGCUCCUGGGACUGCUCCUGCGGACGGCAUAUUUGACAGUUCUAGAAACAAGCUCGAUUUCCCAGGGAUAGGAGCCGGUUCUGCGGAUGCAAAUGGCCGACCGAGUGGUGGGGUCUUCGUUGACCUCGCCCUCAAAGCCCAUACUGAACCAUUCUAUAAGGAUGUAUUCUGCAAGAACCCUGCGCUUCUAGCCUUCAUUUCCAAGUUCACCGGCUGGAAUGAGAACACUCUGGCAUUGACAAGAACUCUGUUGAGGAAUAACACCCCUGGAAAUAAGGCCAUAGGCGUCCAUUACGAUCAGAUAUUCCUUCGCCACGGCGAGGAUACUAGUGUAACAGCUUGGGUUCCGAUGGGCGACAUCGCAUUGGAUGGAGGAGGUCUCAUAUAUCUGGAGAAAGGCCAGACACUAGGAGAGGAGAUCGAAAGGGACUUUUAUCGCAAGGCCACAGAGACCGGGCUGACCGAGUUGGAGGCAAAGGACGCUUUCAACAAAAACAUGAUGAGUGGCGGCCUUCUCGCCGAUGGACCAAAAGACUUUGGAGAACAGUACAAGAGGCGCUGGUUGGUCACUACAUACGAAGCUGGAGAUGUAGUCCUGCACACUCCAUAUACCAUCCAUGCUUCGACAAUAAACUAUGAUGCCAAGAACAUCAUCAGGCUCGGCACUGAUUUGAGGUUUGUGGACUCUUCACGACCGUACGACAUGAGGUGGACCAACGAUUACAGGUUUGGCGAUGGGGUCUAA
Messenger RNA from Neoarthrinium moseri, 978 nucleotides. RefSeq lists its product as uncharacterized. The record is from RefSeq and is a predicted model, not a curated record. The transcript has 3 exons. Bases 1 to 978 code for a protein of 325 amino acids. Lineage: Eukaryota; Fungi; Ascomycota; Sordariomycetes; Amphisphaeriales; Apiosporaceae.